Messenger RNA from Mugil cephalus (flathead mullet), 4491 nucleotides. RefSeq names its product atrial natriuretic peptide receptor 1-like. Gene Ontology annotation, biological process: receptor guanylyl cyclase signaling pathway; protein phosphorylation; intracellular signal transduction. Gene Ontology annotation, cellular component: membrane. The record is from RefSeq and is a predicted model, not a curated record. NCBI's taxonomy places the organism in Eukaryota, Metazoa, Chordata, Actinopteri, Mugiliformes, Mugilidae. The transcript is spliced from 22 exons. The coding region runs from base 359 to 3571 and encodes 1070 amino acids. Gene Ontology annotation, molecular function: protein kinase activity; ATP binding; peptide receptor activity.
AGUCAGAGGGAGAGUCGCUCUUCUCUCCGUCUUCUCACUGGUGCUACUUCUGAUUGAUCAGCUGAUCGAACAGCUGGUUGAUCAGCUGAUUGAUCGGAUCUGAUCAGGACUCUCUGGUAGUUUCUACUCUGACUUUAUUUGACUUUUGAAAAGCAGGAAUAAUUAAAUCUCAGAAACUUUCCUGGGACGUGUCGGGAUCUUCUCUCGGACCCAGCGGGGCCGGGAUGGACCGGAGCCGCUGAGGAACCGGGACUCGAUCACAUCCACUGAGUGACAUGUGAGAGGAGUCGAAGGGAGCGGAGGUACGAACCGGCCACUUCAUUAGCUCUGGGCUAAUUUAUUCAGCUGUAGUGGAAGGAUGGCCCGUUUGAGGGGGGGCGCUGCUCUGCUGCUGGUUCUCCUGGUCCUGUUGGACCUGCAGCCGGUAGGCGGACGAUCGGCUCGACAUCGCAGCCUGAGACGCCAGCGCCGAAGACGCCACGACCACCGACCGCUCCAGAACGCCACCCUGGCUGUGAUCCUACCAGAGACCAACACCGACUACCCGUGGGCGUGGCCUCGGAUCGGGCCCGCCGUGGAGCGGGCGAUCAGAACCAUCAACGCCGACCCGGCCCUGCUGCCCAACCACCACCUCACCUACGUCUUCAAGAACAGCGAGAACAAGGACGGGAUCUGCUCAGAGUCCGUGGCCCCCCUCAUGGCCGUGGACCUGAAACUGGCCUACGACCCCUGGGCCUUCAUCGGACCGGGCUGCUCCUACACCUCCUCCCCCGUCGGCCUCUUCACCACCCACUGGAAGGUUCCCAUGGUGACGGCGGGCGCCCCGGCCGUGGCGUUCUAUGGCGGCGUCUACCCGUACAUCACCAACACCGGCCCCACCCACAAGAAGCUGGGGAGGUUCGCCCUGAGGAUCUGCGAGCACUUCGGGUGGAGGGAGCACGUGAUGCUGAUGUUCAACGACAACAAGGUGGACGACCGUCCGUGCUACUUCGCCGUGGAGGGUCUGUACACGGAGCUGAAGAGCAUCAACAUCAGUCUGGCCGACAGAGUCUUUGAGGAGGAAAAACAUUCCAUCAACUACUCGCAGAUCCUCUCAGACAUCCAGAACGGAGGCCGAGUCACAUUUGUCUGCUGCUCUCCUGACGUCUUCAGGAAGUUGAUGGUUCAUUUCCGGCGGGCAGAUCUUCCCCAUGAGCAGUUUGUCUUCUUCUACAUCGACAUCUUCGCAGAGAGCCUCAACUCCACAAACCGGCAGCCGUGGGCCCGUGGGGACAAGGACGACGCCGUUGCCAAGGACGCCUUCCAGAGCGUGAAGAUCCUGACGUACAGAGAACCUCAGAACUCUGAGUACAAGGAGUUUGUUAAGAACCUGAAGACUGACGCCAAGACGAUGUUCAACUACACCAUCCAGGACUCUCUGAUGAACAUCAUCGCUGGAGGCUUCUACGACGGCGUGAUGCUCUACACCCACGCCCUCAACGAGACCAUGGCCGAGUUCGGAGGUGUUCAACCCCCGGCAAUAGAAGUCACCAAGAGGAUGUGGAAUCGAACCUUCCACGGUGUGACGGGAGUGGUCCACCUGGACGAGAACGGAGACAGAGAGACGGACUUUGCUCUGUGGGACAUGAUGGACACCAACAGCAGCGUCUUCCAGAUCGUCCUGGUCUACAACAGCUCGGAGGAGCAGCUGACGACGAUACCUGGAACAUCUGUGCGCUGGGUGGGCGGAGUCUGUCCUCCAGAUGUUCCUAAAUGUGGCUUCAAGAACGACAACCCGGUCUGCAUGGCGAAGACCGUCACUAUCCACCAGAUGGUCUCCAUCGUGGUCUUCUUCAUCUUCAUCAUGAUUCUGACCGUCACUGUGUUCGUGUACAGGAGGAUGAAGCUGGAGAAGGAGCUGGUGGCUCAGCUCUGGAGGAUUUCCUGGAUCGACAUCCAGAUGGGUAACAUGGGGAAGGUGCUGCGCAGCGGCAGCAGGAUCACACUGUCACUGAGAGGCUCUACCUGUGGAUCUCUGCUGACUGGAGAUGGAAACCUUCAGGUAUUUGCUAAGACCGGAUACUAUAAGGGGAACAUCGUGGCCAUUAAAUACAGCAACCGGAAACGCAUCGAGCUGAACAGGAAGGUUCUGUUUGAACUGAAGCAUAUGAGAGACGUUCAGAACGAACAUCUGACCAGGUUCAUCGGAGCGAGCGUCGACCCGCCCAACAUCUGCAUCAUCACUGAGUACUGUCCCCGAGGAAGUCUGCAGGACAUUCUGGAGAAUGACAGCAUCACUCUGGACUGGAUGUUCAAGUAUUCCCUCAUCAAUGACAUAGUUAAGGGCAUGGUCUUCCUUCACAACAGCGUCAUCUUCUCUCAUGGUAAACUGAAGUCGUCGAACUGCGUCGUGGACAACCGCUUCGUCCUGAAGAUCACCGACUACGGUUUGUCCAGCUUCCAGGCGGAGAGCGAAUCAGGGAGCGACGCCCACGCCUACUACGCCCAGAGGUUGUGGAUGGCCCCGGAGCUGCUCAGGAUGGAGAGUCCUCCUCCUCAGGGGACCCAGAGAGGGGACGUCUACAGCUUUGGAAUCAUCCUCCAGGAGGUGGCGCUGCGACGAGGAGUCUUCCACCUGGACGGAGACCCACUCAGCCCCAAAGAGAUCGUGGACCGGGUGACUCUGGGCGAGUGGCCCUGUCUGAGGCCGACCAUUGAUCCACAGAGCCACAGCCCUGAGCUGGGUCAGCUGAUGCAGCGCUGCUGGGCCGAGGAGCCGACCGAGAGGCCCGAGUUCAACCACAUCCGGGUGCUGCUGCGCAAACAGAACAAGGAGUCGAGAACCAACAUCCUGGACAACCUGCUGUCCCGCAUGGAGCAAUACGCCAACAACCUGGAGGAGCUGGUGGAGGAACGGACUCAGGCUUAUCACGAGGAGAAACGCAAGGCGGAGGCCCUGCUCUACCAGAUACUACCCCACUCGGUGGCGGAGCAGCUGAAGCGAGGAGAGACGGUUCAGGCCGAAGCCUUCGACUCAGUCACCAUCUACUUCAGCGACAUCGUGGGCUUCACCGCCAUCUCUGCAGAGAGUACACCCAUGGAGGUGGUGACUCUGCUCAACGACCUCUACACCUGUUUCGACGCCAUCAUCGACAACUUUGAUGUUUACAAGGUGGAGACCAUCGGCGAUGCCUACAUGGUGGUGUCGGGGCUGCCGGUGAGGAACGGGAAGCUGCACGGCAGAGAGAUCGGACGCAUGGCCCUGGCUCUGCUGGACGCCGUCCGGACGUUCAAGAUCCGCCACCGACCGGAGCAGCAGCUGAAACUGAGGAUAGGGAUUCACAGCGGUCCGGUUUGUGCUGGAGUGGUUGGUCUGAAGAUGCCACGUUACUGUUUGUUUGGUGACACCGUCAACACGUCAUCACGGAUGGAGUCCACCGGGGAAGCGCUGAAGAUCCACGUGUCGGCGGCGACUCGCGAUGUCCUGCAGGAGUUCAACUGCUUCCAGCUGGAGCUGAGAGGAAACAUCGACAUCAAGGGCAAAGGAAAGAUGACCACCUAUUGGCUACUGGGAGAGAGCGACAGCCAAUGACAGGGAGAGGACAAAGAUGACGUCUGAGGAGGUUGUUCGUCUCCUCUCACGUCUCUGAUCAGACUUUAGAACCAGGCUGAAGACUCUGUGCAGAUCUGCAGAACCAGGACAGACCAACAUGUUGGGAUGUUUAUGUUCUGUGGUCCAGGUCUGGACCAGUCCAACGGGACUCGUCCCACAGCAGAACAGGCAGCUAGCCGGCUGAACCUGAACCAGGUUCUUCAUGUUGCUCGUCCAGGUAAGUUUCCUUUUCUGGAAAAGAGGCAGCAAAGAGCUUCAGUUUCCGACAGUUUUACUGGAGAAAAGCUGAAGUAAUGUAGACCAGACUGGAUGAGCAGCGCUUCUGUAAAUACACAAAUGUUUCACUGUUUUAAAAUAAAGAGUCAAAGUUUUCACUGAGCCUCUUGUUGUGAACUCUGAGACCUGCUGACGAACCGAAGCCUGGACCAGACCCUCAGAGACCUGCAGCGUUCACAUUAAAGAUGUCCUUUACUUCCUGUUCACCGCCCAGUGAGCUCUGCUCUGAUUGGCUGGAGGAUGAAUCCAGACUCACAUUCAGAAAAACUAUUUGUCCCCGUGGAAGUAUAAGAUAUUUUUAAGCAACGAUAACAAAGAAUAGAACAAUACAAAGAACAUAGAAGUGACUGAGAGCAGUGCCUCCCUCUCUGGCCUCUGGGCCGACCAGUUCUACUCAGUCCUUCCCGUCCCUCCAGACCAGUCUGUGGUCCAUGUGGACUCACAGGUACUUGUAUUGUCCACUACUUCCACCUCCAGGUCCUGGAUGGUGUCCUCCUCCUCCUCAUGAAGUCGGUCCAUGUUCAGGAGGAACUGGUUUGUCUGGGACCAGGUCUCUGAUCAGAGGAGGCCAAGCUUCCUCUCCUUUUACCAGACGUUAAAUAAAGACACUCUUCUUAACAGUU